CUGUUUCCAACACACUAUCACAAGCCACAAAUAACUCACAUUUUCAUGGCACUAAUUUCAAACUCUUCAAAUUCAUUGUACAACUUUGUUGUCAAAGAUGGCAAUGGAGUGAAAGGUUUAGUUGAUUCAGGUUUAUCACAAGUUCCAAAAUUGUACAUACAACCCUUAAAUGAAAGAAUCAACAAAGUAGAUUCAAAACCAUGUGAUAUGCCACCAAUUGAUUUAUCAAAGCUGAAUGGACCAGAACAUGAAAAAGUUGUGGAUGAGAUUGUUAGAGCAGCUGAGACUCUUGGAUUCUUUCAAGUAGUGAACCAUUGUGUUCCUUUGGAGUUGUUGGAAUCACUUAAAGAUUCUGCACACACAUUUUUCAACUUGCCACCAAAGGAGAAAGUUGUUUAUAGAAAAAGUGUGAGUCCAAGUUUGAAGAUGAGAUAUGAGACUAGUUUUGCUCCUGAGACAGAAAAUGUGUUGGAAUGGAAAGACUAUAUUAAUAUGGUAUAUAGUAAUGAUGAUGAUGCUCUUCAAUAUUGGCCUAGUCAAUGCAAGGAAGUUGCACUUGAAUAUUUGAAGUUAUCAUCCAAGAUAGUAAGAGAAAUGUUGGAAAUAUUAAUAGGUAAACUAGGAGUGGAAGUAGAUGAAUCAAAAAUCGAGGAUAUUUUUGGUUUAAAAAUGGUUAACAUGAAUUACUACCCAGCAUGCCCAAAUCCAGAACUUACUGUGGGUGUAGGGCGUCACUCAGACAUGGGGACUCUCACAGUGUUGCUCCAAGAUGGAAUUGGUGGCUUAUAUGUCAAAACAGAGGAAGAUAAUGCUCAUGGAAAUGGAGAAUGGCUUCAAAUUUUACCAAUUCAUGGUGCUCUUGUCAUCAAUGUUGGUGAUGCUUUACAGAUACUAAGCAAUGGGAAGUAUAAGAGUUCUGAACACAGAGUAAUGACACCAUCCACCCAAUCGAGAGUAUCUGUUCCACUCUUCACUCUACCUAUACCUACACUGAGGAUUGGUCCAUUUCCAGAAUUGGUGAAGAAAGAUGGAUUUGCUUUUUAUAGGGAACUCCUAUGGCAGGAUUACAUGGAUCACUUCUUUGGCAAUCCUCAUGAAGGAAAGAAGAAUCUUGAUUUUGCAAAGAUCAGUUUUUCUUAAUUUUAUCAAAGAUUAAAAAUCAAGAAUUAUGUUUCCUUUCUCAUUUCAUUUUACAAGAACAAAACAUUCAUUGUAGUAUAAUAGUAAAUACACAUUAGGAAGGGUAGCUAUCUAUAUAAUGUAUCUGAUUGUACUUUGCAUGUAAAUUAAAAAUUAAAUAAUAUGAAUUUGCUGUAAGAUUUAUGGGUCA
Messenger RNA from Cicer arietinum (chickpea), 1330 nucleotides. RefSeq names its product scopoletin 8-hydroxylase. NCBI's taxonomy places the organism in Eukaryota, Viridiplantae, Streptophyta, Magnoliopsida, Fabales, Fabaceae. The record is from RefSeq and is a predicted model, not a curated record.